AUGGCGCGACUUGGCCGUAGUGGUUUUCUCACCCUUGCGGUGAUAUUCCACCUCAUCUAUGCCUACUCCAUAUUUGACGUCUAUUUCGUCAGUCCCAUUGUGAGUGGAAUGAGCUCGUUCCGCGUGGAGCGGGAGCCUGGCGCCAAAGCUCCAGCGCAGCGACUCGUUCUGUUCGUCGCCGACGGAUUGCGCGCAGACAAGGCCUUCCAGGCGCUACCUGACCCAGACAGUGCUUCAGAUGAAGACGCCGACCCAAUUCACCUCGCACCGUUUAUUCGAUCCCGCGUCCUGUCGCACGGUACCUUUGGCAUCUCCCACACUCGAGUCCCAACCGAAUCACGACCCGGUCAUGUUGCGCUGAUUGCUGGAUUAUACGAGGAUGUCUCGGCGGUUACGACAGGCUGGAAAUUGAACCCAGUGGACUUUGACAGCGUGUUCAAUCGGAGCAGACAUACCUGGAGCUGGGGGAGUCCGGACAUCCUUCCCAUGUUCAAGGAGGGUGCCGUUCCGGGGAGAGUUGAUGCGGAUAUGUACGGGGAGGAAGCAGAGGACUUUACGGCCGACGCUACAGCCCUCGACGUUUGGGUGUUUGACAGGGUCAAAGAGCUGUUCGAGUCGGCCAAGCAUGAUCCGGAAUUGGAUGCGAAGCUGCGGCAAGACAAGCUCGUUUUCUUCUUGCAUCUCCUUGGGAUCGAUACGACAGGUCAUGGUUAUCGCCCUUACUCCAAGGAAUACAUGCGCAAUAUCAAGUUGGUCGAUGAGGGCGUCAAGGAAAUAACUCGACUCGUGGAGAACUUUUACGGAGACGACAAGACAGCGUUCGUCUUCACCGCGGACCACGGCAUGAGUGACUGGGGCAGCCAUGGAGAUGGACACCCCGACAACACAAGGACACCACUCGUCGUCUGGGGAUCAGGUGUGGCGGGCCCAGAGAAGCCGCAGGUGGGUGCCCUCUCUGGGCAUGAGGACGGCGCCUCUUCUGACUGGGACUUGCACAGCGUUGUGCGCCACGAUGUUGAGCAGGCAGAUGUCGCCGCCCUCAUGGCGUACCUGGUUGGGCUCGACUUCCCGACAAACUCUGUCGGUAGGCUUCCCUUGGACUAUAUUGAUGGCAGCCCUAGGGAGAAGGCUUUGGCUGUCUUAGCGAACACGCAAGCGGUUCUGGAAAUGUACCACGUCAAGGAGGAACACAAAAAGGCUUCCUUGUUGCGUUAUAAGCCUUUUGAGCCCCUGGCAGAGGACGGUCAGAAUUCGGUGGAGAAGCAUUUGAAUAUUAUCAAAGAGCUGAUUGAUAGUGGUCUUUACGACGAAGCGAUUGAAAAGUCUGCUAUCCUAUUCAGCAUGGGAUUAGAGGGCCUUCGCUAUCUCCAGACCUAUGACUGGCUUUUCUUGAGGACCAUUGUCACUCUUGGGUAUCUAGGAUGGAUUGCUUAUUCUCUGACCACGGUCAUUGACCUCCACGUUCUUCAUGGUGCGUCAGAGUCAAGCCGAACUAUGAGCAGCACACUUUUCUUUUCUUCAAUAUUGGUCGCACUUUUCUCAAUUUUCUUCUACCAAGGGUCAUCCUGGAGAUAUUAUUUCUACGGGAUGUUCCCAAUCUUCUUUUGGGAAGAAGUCUUUUCUCAGAGAAAGGCCUUGCUCGCUGGGCGUGAGAUCCUACUCGGCCACGUGCGCUCGGUGGGCGCCCAUUUUUCAUUCGGAUUUCAAUUGCUGUUAUUUGUGGGUGUGAUAGAAGCUUUGGUGCAUUCGUACUUUGAGCGGAGGCUUUAUACUGUCUGUUUCGUACUAGGCGGUCUUUGGCCUCUAACAUAUGGACUUGGAUUCCUGAGGCGCAAUGGAGUGCUUUAUGGUACCUGGGCUGUUGGGUGUUUUCUCAUGAGCAUUUUCACCCUGCUGCCUGCCAUGAAGGUUGAGGAUGUUGACACAAUAACUUGCGGCGCUGCCUUGAUGCUUCUGACCGGCUUACUAUACUUGUUAUUCGAAGAUCAGAUCCUUGGCUCUAGCCACCACUCUGCGGCUGUCUCCCGAACUGGGUCUCGAGUGAUUAUGGGAAUGCAGCUGGGCUUGGUCAUUCUCUCGUUGAUUGUUACGAGGUCAAGUAUUGCCUCCCUCCAAGCGAAGCAAGGUCUUCCUUUUGGAAACCAGGUAGUGGGAUGGAUCGUUCUUGGUAAGUAG
Molecule: messenger RNA, 2175 nt
Organism: Aspergillus calidoustus
Lineage: Eukaryota; Fungi; Ascomycota; Eurotiomycetes; Eurotiales; Aspergillaceae
Source: the annotation of a GenBank genome assembly